ACCUAAACAUGUUCGCUCCAUAAGGAACUGCUUCGGUCCAGGUGGAGCCAUUCCAAGAUAUUCAAAAACAAAUGCUGAAGGACAAUCGAUAGUGUUGAAAUUAAAUGAAAACAACAUGGAUGAAAAAAUGACCCAUAGAACUCUGAAUCGUGAACGAGCGCGAGAAUUUUUGAGAAAUUUGAAAACAGACGACAAGACGCCAGUAAGCGUUGUCAUGGAGCUAGCCACCCAGUUGGGAAUGGUAGCCGUCUUCAAGGAGGCAAAAGACUUGCUAUGGUCGAAUACACCAUUCAAGAAUAUUGUUAAACUUGGCGAUUGACAAGCAGUUGGUGUUGCUGGAAGUAAAAAAGAAGCAAAGCAGAAUUCGGCAAGGAAAUUGAUUAAACUUAUCAAAAAUAAAAGUAAAGACCCUCUAACAAAUCCUACAUCAAAUUCUACGAAAGUGAAAACACCUGGGGAAAGUCCAUUUUUAUCACCGAUAUCAUCGGCAACUGGGAGCUCCCCUGAGACACCAUCUGAUAGAAACACUAUUGGAGAGUUGCAAAAUCUUGCUGUUAGCAGAAAAUGGUCACCGCCUGUGUAUAAAUUUUGUGAGCCGACUGGUUUACCACAUUCCAAAAUAUUCACCUGUCAUGUGAAGAUGAUGUCUGACCUUCAAUGCACUGGAGUGGGAUCAAGUAAGAAGGCUGCAAAGAAACAAGCAGCAGAGAAAAUAUUGGAUCUUCUACAUGGAUAUGGUGAUGAUGAUGAAGGAUAUGGUUGUGAUGAAGUUGAUAUUGGGACGCUGUUGUUCAACAAAUCGCCUUCAUCAUCAAACACUCAAUCAUCACCCGAGAUUUUGAAUGAUUCUGCUUUGGAGGAGUAUAACUCAAGCAGUUCUGAAAUAUCGACGCUUUCCUCUGAACCUAAUGUUACCAAGCUUACUGGCUCCCUCUCGGACAGUCUGUGGUCGGCCAGCUCUGACUCCAAGUCGUUAGAAAGUCGAGAAGCGAUGAAAGCCGAACGUCAAUGUCAGAGCAGUGGAGAUCAUCUCGUGGCUGGGAUCAAAGGAUUGGGCAUGGGUUUUAUGGGUGAUCUUACCAGUAUCGUCACUCAACCGACUGAAGGAGCCAAUGAGAAGGGUGUCCCUGGCUUUUUUCAAGGUAUUGGUAAGGGAAUUUUGGGAACGUAUGCCAAGCCAACUGCUGACAUCCUUGAUCUAGCCUCUGGUGUCUCGGCUGCAGUACAUGGCUCAGCUAGGAGAAGUUCUUGUGUUUACCAACCUAAACAUGUUUGCUCCAUAAGGAACUGCUUCGGUCCAGGUGGAGCCAUUCCAAGAUAUUCAAAAACAAAUGCUGAAGGACAAUCGAUAGUGAUGAAAUUGAAUGAAAACAACAUGGAUAAAAAAAUGGCCCAUAGAACUCUGAAUCGUGAACGAGCGCGAGAAUUUUUGAGAAAUUUGAAAACAGAUGACAAGACGCCAGUAAGCCUUGUUAUGGAGCUAGCCACCCAGAUGGGAAUGGUAGCCGAUUUCAAAGAGGCAAAAGACUUGAUAUGGUCGAAUACACCAUUCAAGAAUAUUGUUAAACUUGGCGAUUUACAAGCAGUUGGUGUUGCUGGAAGUAAAAAAGAAGCAAAGCAGAAUUCGGCAUGGAAAUUGAUUAAACUUAUCGAAAGUGAAAGUAAAGACCCUCUAACAAAUCCUACACCAAAUUCUACGAAAGUGAAAACACCUGGGGAAAGUCCAUUUUUAUCACCGAUAUCAUUGGCAACUGGGAGCUCCCCUGAGACACCAUCAAAUAGAAACACUAUUGGAGAGCUGCAAAAUCUUGCUGCUAGCAGAAAAUGGUCACUGCCUGUGUAUGAAUUUUGUGAGCCGACUGGUUUAGCACAUUCCAAAACAUUCACCUGUCUUGUGAAGAUGAUGUCUGACCUUCAAUGCACUGGAGUGGGAUCAAGUAAGAAGGCUGCAAAAAAACAAGCAGCAGAAAAAAUGUUGGAUCUUCUACAUGGAUAUGGUGAUGAUGAUGAAGGAUAUGGUUGUGAUGAAGUUGAUAUUGGGACGCUGUUGUCCAACAAAUCGCCUUCAUCAUCAAACACUCAAUCAUCACCAGAGAUUUUGAAUGAUUCUGAUUUGGAGGACUAUAACUCAAGCGGUUCUGAAAUAUCAACGCUUUCCUCUGAACCAAAUGUUACCAAUGCAUGCAAAGAUAAUUUACUCUAUGACAAUUAUUCAAUCAUUAAACUUGAAAGUUUGAGGAACAGUCAACACUUUAAAAGUGAAUUUAUUCCAUUGCCAAGUAAAAGCAAGAAAGGUUUCCAUCAAGUAUUUCUUAAAUUGACUUUUGACUCUGGCCAAGUUAACUAUCCCAUUGUUACUCAUGGUUCUGGUGAAACUGAACAAAUUGCAAAGUCUAGAGCAGCUGAGCGUGCUUAUCAACAUCUCCAAUUACUGAUGAAGGUGCCACACUAAAUAUAUCUGGAAAGUACUGCUUUGAAAGGUUUUCUGUUAGAGAGAAGUUUGAACAAUUUAAUGACAAAGAUAUCCGCCCGACGUAUUGUAAAAACUUAUCUCAGGUGAUAAAAAUAUUGGUAGUUAUAGAUUUUAUCAUUUAAAAGUAAAUGUUGUUUUGGUCAGAGAAAUUUUAAAACAACAUACUAGUUAUUUCAGUAAUAUCUUUCCCAUGGAAAUGAAGACCUUAUACAACCUGUUAACGACCCAACCCAUGCGCUCAUCCGCCCAUGUUCCAUUUUAUAUGUAUUAAAGUCGUAUUCUUCAAAGUAAAUAUCAUAUAUUUUUGCCCUA
Molecule: messenger RNA, 2785 nt
Organism: Xenia sp. Carnegie-2017
Lineage: Eukaryota; Metazoa; Cnidaria; Anthozoa; Malacalcyonacea; Xeniidae
Product: RISC-loading complex subunit tarbp2-like
Exons: 11
Coding region: 641-2452 (603 amino acids)
Source: RefSeq, a predicted model, not a curated record